Messenger RNA from Marchantia polymorpha subsp. ruderalis, 3251 nucleotides. The record is from the annotation of a GenBank genome assembly. NCBI's taxonomy places the organism in Eukaryota, Viridiplantae, Streptophyta, Marchantiopsida, Marchantiales, Marchantiaceae.
UGUGUACGUGCGUUUUGUGCUGUAUUCAAAUCAUUAACUGGUGUCUACUGCUCUGAUUUGGGUCUAAGCAGUUCGACUGUUGUCUCAUCUUGAGCAUGGAAAGGGCCGUAAUGAGCUCGAAAGUUCCCCCAUGAACCAAAUGUUUUCGCAUCUCGGGGUAAAGCCUGUCAGACUCUGCCUCACACUUGAAUAAAAUAAUGUCUGGAUUCUUAACAAGUCAUCCGGAGCCAAAUUGGUCUCCUUGACCGGAGGCACUGCUAUAAGGAAUAAGACAGCACGAUCGCAACGAGGUGGUUGCGGAUCAUGCAAUUGAUAGAGUGGGACUCGUACGAGUUCUCCCGGAAAACUUCUUACUGAGCAGUAUGACUCUUUUCCAUUCUUCGUUAUAUAUAGUGUGUGAGACAAUAAGUAGAUUGGGUCGAUGCUUCAUCUGGAAGUUUACCGCCGGGCGGAUCCAUGUGCGGCCAUGGCUCGAGGGGUCAAAAAAAUUUGAAAAAAUCGCCUGUUGUUUCCUUCGCAUGAAUCAAAUUGGGUUGACGUCGGACGCAGGUCAGACUAGUUGAUUGUCUGCGCAUCUGCAGGUGCCUCCGGCGAGUGUCUGUACGUUCUCCAUGUUUCACAAAGAUGGAGUAUUGUAGGGCCACGGGGAUUACAAAAAUCAGUGCCUCCAUGCUUUCAGAUGUGGAUGGUACAGACUCUGGGGCCCGAUCUUAAAGCUUCGACUACGGCGAUGGCCUUGAUGGAGGCCUCAGCUGUGGAACACAGUCUUGUUUCUGUCCAACGCCAGAGAAGGCUGCCAACAGAAAAGGCGACUCAAAUUUGACGCAUGUCGUCGAGUCGUCUGACAUCGACAGGACCAAGACGUCGCUGCUUGCCGCGUGCCCUCGCCUUACCCAAGGUAUCAUCGAGAAUUUCACGCCUCCAUAUCGCUCGACGAGGUGAAGUGAGUGUUUCUGAAGCCUGUGUUGAUUUCACCCUGGGACAUUUCUGGAUGUUCAUUUGAAGGAUUGUGUCCUAUAGAAGCAAAUUCCAGACAGAAUGGGACACGAAAUUAAUCGUGCAGGUGCGAAUGAGACCACAGUCGGAGGCUACACUGAACUGCAUAAGGCAGCAGCCCAGGGGAACGAAGAUGAAGUGUUAAAAAUUCUUGCAGUGGGUAAACAGAAGAUCGACGUGGCCACAUCCUACGGACACACGGCCUUGCAUUUCGCCGCUUAUGGGGGCCAUGAAACCAUCGUCACAUCCUUGCUUCACUGGUAUUGGAAAAAUCCUGGUGCUGAUGUUAAUGCCCGAGAUAACGUGCUGGGCAGAACAGCUUUGCACUAUGCAGUAGGAGGAGGGCACCAGAGGGUCGUCGAGGAACUGCUUAAAUUUCCCGUUAUCGACAAAUGCCCGGAAGACUCUGUUCAGAACCUCACUCCUUUGCUCAUGGAGGUAAUGAAACCCAAGGGAAUCUGCAAAUUGGUCAUGGUCAAGACAUUGAUUGCUCAAUGCCCCGAUCAAAUCAACCGCGUUGGUCCUGACCCUGACGCAAAGCUCAACGUUCUGCCCUGGGACUCAGAGUACCCUAUUAAAUUUUUCCCGAGCGACAUGGUUUUACAGAAAGUCUCCGGCGGUCCUCGGAAGGAACAGCCUGAGCAGUACCCGGCUUUUCCUUUGUUGGAGGACGAGUACCUGGAGAUAGAGGAAAAAGCUAGAGAAAAGGACGGAAGCUUAUCAGAGGGAGACUGGGAAGGAAAGAAAACCGAGGACAGACAGAAGUUAGAGACAGAGUCAAAGGAGCAAGAUACACAGUCGAAAUGCAUUUCUACUUCUGAAGUGUUCUCGGCCCCUAACACUGAUUCCAAAGAGAGCAGUGUGAUAGACUGGUACCUGACGUACAACUACUCGAUGGCAGGGCACACGAUUUUCCACCUGGCUGCCACACAAGACAACGCAGAGGUCCUCUCGCACCUCCUCUCCAGCUGCACGAGGGCAAAUGUGAACAUCCUCACAGCCGAUGGCAGCGGAAUGACCCCUCUGCACUGCGCCAUCAGAGCGGAAUCUAUGGAGACAUUCGACAUCCUCAUGUCCCACGGAGAAGUGGACGUGAACGCCGUCCUGAAAUCGGCAGUCGACCUCGCGCCCCCACAAUGGACGGAUCUGACAUUGUACUCCUGGUGGAUCCGGACAAAAUCCGCACGGUUCCGAUUCUACAAGGCGACCUGUGUGUCCGACACCCCUCUCCACCUCGCAAUUCGCUGCUGCAGCUCCUUGACACUGCGUGGAAUGGUCAUGAAGUUAUGCAACCAUCCCCGGUUCCAGCCCAGCAUCUACAACGAGUCUGGCGUCCUCCCGCUGGAUCUGGCCUGGCUCCGAUCCUCGUGCAGCUUACAAUUCGGGAACAGCUCGGUACACCUGCAAUCGGUCCUCGACGUGCUCGAGCGCCAGCCGGGGAACGAGCCACUGAUGAACGAGGUCAACCGCAUGGAGAAUGGGGCCCAGAACUCCGUCAACGCGGUGCUGGUCGCGGCCACGCUGCUGGGAGGAGUAACAUUCACUGCUAUGCUGCAACCGCCAUUCGAUACCGAAUUCCGGUACCGUAAACGGGCCGUGCACUUCUUCUGGAUCUACAAUUGCAUGUCCUUCUACUUGUCCAUGUACACGAUCCUGUCCUGCCUGGGCACGACCAUCACCACGCAGCAGCACAAGCAGCGCAUCACGGGCGGCAGCAUCAACACCACGUCCGCGUCUCUGCGCGUCUUCUUCGCCGACGAGCAGGCCCAGCUCGUCGUCCCCCUCAUCUUCUGUGUCGUGACCGGUGUGGGAGCCUUCGUCGGGGCGGGCUAUGGCAACCUGCCUCCGGACAGUCGGACCCUCAUGACGGUCUGCACGAUUUUGGGUCUUCUUCUCGUUUUCAUCCAGGCCGCUAGCCGCAUCUUCUCCACGUUCAAGCUGUACCGCGACGUCAAAGUUGGGGUCAAGAAUCGGUUCGUUCAUCUGUGGUAUCUGGUUAAGGGGGUGUUUAUCGAGGCUCCGCGGAAACUUAUUUGUAUGCCGUGCAAUAACCGAGGGAUUAGCCAUGAGAUUCCUCUAGAUCAGAACGACUUUUCCAGGGAUAGGAAGUUGGCGAUUCUGGUUAUCCACGUGUAUGCUAUUGUGGGCAUGACAAUCUACGCAUCUGUUUCGUGACGAAGACCCGCCAGUUCUGGUUCAUUCGCUGCAACUUCGUCAAUCUCUGUGUUGCAGCAGGAGCCGAAUUCCGAAAGCAU